AUGAGCGUCGCCGGGUCACACAACAAUCAUCGCGGAGUUCUUUACAACAUAUUCUUUUCUGCUAAUUUAAAUACAAACUCAUCAGACGGUUACUUUCUAAAGGCCUUGGUGUUUUACGAAGAAUAUUUUAGUGUAGUUUUUCUUCUCGAAAUUGCGAAAUCGUAUACCGCACCGCCGCCCGCCGGCGUCGCUGGAUCAAGGUCGAGUCUACACCACGUGGAUCCUUUCCUCACUAGACAGAAACCAAUAACACUACCUACUGUGAUACAGUCUAUACUAACAUCCAUCCUCAAGACUCGCAAUAAAGGCUAA
This is a messenger RNA of Danaus chrysippus (African queen), 312 nucleotides long. The record is from the annotation of a GenBank genome assembly. Lineage: Eukaryota; Metazoa; Arthropoda; Insecta; Lepidoptera; Nymphalidae.